Messenger RNA from Synchiropus splendidus (mandarinfish), 3786 nucleotides. RefSeq names its product SWI/SNF related, matrix associated, actin dependent regulator of chromatin, subfamily c, member 2 (gene smarcc2). The record is from RefSeq and is a predicted model, not a curated record. The transcript is spliced from 26 exons. Lineage: Eukaryota; Metazoa; Chordata; Actinopteri; Syngnathiformes; Callionymidae. Bases 18 to 3155 code for a protein of 1045 amino acids. Gene Ontology annotation, biological process: positive regulation of DNA-templated transcription. Gene Ontology annotation, cellular component: SWI/SNF complex; nBAF complex; npBAF complex. Gene Ontology annotation, molecular function: histone binding; nucleosomal DNA binding.
GUGUUCUGCAGGCAAAGAUGGCGGUGCGGAAGAAAGACGGCGGCCCGAAUGUAAAAUAUUUCGAAGCGUCUGAUACCGUCUCUCAGUUUGAUAAUGUGCGCGUCUGGCUGGGGAAGAAUUACAAAAAGUACAUUCAGGCUGAGCCUCCCACCAACAAGUCUCUGUCCAGCCUUGUGGUGCAGCUGCUCCAGUUCCAAGAGGAAGUGUUCGGUCGCCAUGUCAGCAAUCCCCCUCUCACAAAACUGCCGAUGAAGUGCUUCCUGGACUUCAAAGCAGGGGGCGCUCUCUGCCAUAUUCUGGCUGCUGCCUACAAGUUCAAGAGCGACCAGGGAUGGCGCAGGUUUGACUUCCAGAAUCCGUCUAGGAUGGACAGGAAUGUUGAAAUGUUCAUGACGAUCGAGAAAUCGCUGGUGCAGAACAACUGCCUGACAAGACCAGUCAUCUACCUGAGCUCUGAAAUUGAGCCGAAACUUCUGGGGAAGCUGAAAGACAUCAUUAAAAGACACCAGGGUUCUGUCACGGAGGACAAGACCUCCAGCUCCCACGUGGUGGUUCCCAUCCCCAGCAGCCUGGAGGAAGAGGAGUGGGUGCGUCCAGUCAUGAAGAGAGAUAAACAAGUGCUGCUCCACUGGGGAUAUUUUCCUGACAGUUACGACACUUGGAUCCCUGCCAGUGAGGUGGAGGCAGCAGUGGAGGAUCCGCCAAGUCCAGAGAAACCCAGAAAGGUCCAUGCUAAGUGGAUUUUAGACCUGGACCAGUAUAAUGAAUGGAUGAAUGAGGAAGACUAUGAAGUGGGAGAGGGCUGCCCAAAGAGGAAGAGGAUAUCAGCCAAGACACUGACAGAUGAGGUGACCACACCAGACGAGAGGAGGGAUAAGAAGCCUGCGAACGCCAAGAAGAGGAAGCGCUCCCCUUCACCGUCUCCCACUCCUCCGCCUCAGGAGAGCAAGAAGAAGAACACCAAAAAAGGGCCGACCACCCCGUACACCAAGUCCAAACGCGGUCAGAGGGAAGAGGAGCAAGAAGAUCUCAGUAAGGAUUUGGAUGAAGCGUCCCCUGUCCCGGCUUCUGAAGAGGGGAACCCAGCCAAAACAAAUAACACGAAGAAGGAGUCUGAUUCGACGCCGGUGAAGGGAGGAACAGACAUAGACGAACAAGAGGACGAGUCCAUGGAGGUGGCUGGGAAGGAGGAGGAAGAAGGUUCCCCGAGUGUGAAGGGCGAACCGGUGAAGACUUCUGACCUUCAUGAGGACAACGUGACGGAGCAAACUCACCACAUCAUCAUCCCGAGCUACGCCGCAUGGUUUGACUACAACAGUGUUCACGCCAUCGAGCGCCGGGCCCUGCCAGAAUUCUUCAAUGGCAAGAACAAAUCCAAAACGCCCGAGAUAUACCUGGCGUACAGGAACUUCAUGAUUGACACCUACAGAUUAAACCCUCAAGAGUAUCUGACCUCCACUGCCUGCCGCAGGAAUCUGGCAGGAGACGUGUGCGCCAUCAUGAGAGUCCACGCCUUCCUGGAGCAGUGGGGUCUGAUCAACUACCAGGUGGACUCAGAGAGCCGGCCGACGCCGAUGGGCCCUCCACCCACCUCCCACUUCCACGUCCUGGCAGACACUCCUUCCAGUCUGGUGCCGCUGCAGCCCAAAGCAUCGCAGACGCCGGGCAGCCAGCCCAUGAUGCCCUUCCCUGAUAAAGUCAAAGACAAGCCAGCAGAUCUGCAGAACUUUGGCCUGAGGACGGACAUGUACAGCAAGAAAACCGGCUCCACGAAGAGCAAGAACGCAGCAAGUUCCAUGAGAGACUGGACGGAACAGGAGACGCUUCUACUGCUGGAGGGCUUGGAGAUGUACAAGGACGACUGGAACAAAGUGUCGGAGCACGUGGGCAGUCGCACGCAGGAUGAGUGCAUUCUUCACUUCUUGCGGCUGCCCAUUGAAGACCCCUACCUAGAAGAUACCUCCUCCACUCUGGGGCCGCUGGCCUACCAGCCGGUACCGUUCAGUCAAGCAGGGAACCCCGUCAUGAGCACCGUCGCGUUCCUGGCCUCGGUCGUGGACCCGCGCGUGGCCUCAGCCGCGGCCAAGUCUGCCCUGGAGGAGUUCUCCAGGAUGAAGGAGGAGGUUCCUGCAGCUCUGGUGGAGGCUCACGUGCGGCGGGUGGAGGAGGCGGCCAGGGUCAGCGGACGACACGAUCCACUCUAUGGGCUGGAGGGAAGUGGCAUCGCCGGGACUGGUCUGGAGGACGGAGAACGACCAGAAGAAAGCAGCGAGGAAGCGAAGAACGACAGUCAGGCCGGCGAGGAGAAGGAGGCGAAGGAGAGCAAAGAAGCAGCCGUGGAAGAGGAGGAGAAGCAGACGGAGAACGGGAAGAAAGAAGAGGAGCGAGGAAGAGACUCGGAAGGGGAGAAGGACGCAGAAAAACCAGAGUCAGAGACGGGUAUGGAGCACGGUGAAGGGGAGAAGGAGAAAGAUGGGAAAGAGGAGUCCGCAGAAGGACAGAGGGAGGCCGACAACGACGGAGAACGAAAGGCAAAGGUGGAGCGUGAGGUGGGAGAGGGCAACCUGGCCACCGCCGCCGCGUCCGCACUCGCUGCUGCCGCCGUCAAAGCCAAGCAUCUGGCUGCUGUGGAGGAGCGGAAGAUCAAGUCUCUGGUGGCUCUGCUGGUGGAAACACAGAUGAAGAAACUGGAGAUCAAACUGCGACACUUUGAAGAACUGGAAACCAUCAUGGACCGGGAGAGGGAAGCUCUGGAGUACCAGCGACAGCAGCUGCUGGCCGACCGUCAGUCAUUCCACAUGGAGCAGCUCAAGUACGCCGAGAUGCGAGCUCGCCAGCAGCACUUCCAGCAGAUCCAGCACCAGCAGCACAGCCAGGCAGGGGGCGCUCACGCCAGCCAGGCUUCUUCAGGCCACGCCCUCCAGGGCCCCUCCGCAGGUCAGCAAGUUCAGUCCACACCAGCACCGCAGCCGGCCCCGAGUCCCGCUCCCCCAACCUCAGCCGCCGCAGCCGCGGACUCCCAACCACCAGCGGGGGCCCACGCCUCCCCCCCGGGCCACGCCCCCCCUGCCCACUCUGGUGCCAGUUCAGCUCACCACGAGCCCAGCUCCGGGGACUCGCUGCACCCGUCGGCUGCAGCUCCAGCGCCACAGUGAAUCUGAAAGACUUGAACUCCACCUGUUAUCAUCUGGACCCAUUUAUUUCACGUCUUCUUUUCUCCGCCGGGACAUUAGAGAAAGACAAGAAUCUAUGAUUGGAGCCCUUUUGAAAAGAACAAACAAAAAAACAAGAAUUGCCAGCUAAGAUUACCAUCCGCAGGAAGGAGGACGCCGUCUUUUGUACGCCGUCGCAUUGGUUGGACUGAAGGUACUCAUUGAUGUGAAGAGAAAGAAAUGCACUUUUAAUCUUUCCCCGAGUCUGUGGACGGCGGUGAAGUUGAACCUGAGCACUUAUUUUGUCUUGAAAGCGCUUUCAGACUGAGGGAGAUUUCUUUAAAAACAGGGUCAGACAGUGGCUGAAGCGUCACCGGAAACAUCCACCAUUGAUCAAAUCUUCUUCUACGUGUUGGAUUAUGGGAUGGCGUCAGUGUAGUUUCUAGCUGUGAGGAAUGUAGAACUGAAUCUAACAGAGUGAAGAUCGUCUUCUGUGUUAACCAAAAUUCUCUUUUCUCUCAUGUAUCUGGUGAGUUCUGUCUCAAGUGUUUUUGCACCUUUGAAGAAGAGUUGCGUCCGUCAUAUCCGCAGCCUCAUCUUUCCUAUCGAUUUUUUAUAUUUUUUUACGACAUUU